UUCUCCAAGCCCAGAAGCGUCGCAAUCUAAUCCUGCUGCUGAGAAUUCGGUGAUUGCAAAAGCCAUGUACACAAAUUGAAUUGAAUUUCAAACUCAAAUUUCAGAAAUGGCGUCUGUCUUAGACAUAGCACCUUUGCUUCCGCUUCGAGCUUCAACGAAAUCAUGGACAGGGAAGUGUAUAAGGAAUUGUAGGAAGCAGAAGGUUUUGUGGAACCAAGAUGUGUUUCAAGGCAGUUCAAUUGCUAAACUUCACUACGUGGAAGCUAAGGCAGCAGCAGGAAGUAGUAACCAGAAUACGAAGCCAAAUAGUGUAAUCUGUGCUGAUUGUGAUGGCAAUGGAGCUGUUUUGUGCUCACAAUGUAAAGGGAGUGGAGUCAAUGCAGCCGACGUCUUCAAUGGACAAUUUAAAGCUGGUGACUCAUGUUGGCUUUGUGGAGGCAAAAAGGAGAUGUUGUGCGGGAACUGCAAUGGAGCUGGCUUCAUUGGUGGUUUCAUGAGCACUUUUGAUGAGUAGAAUUUUGCCUGGUAUACUGGAGGUUGAGUGUUGCGUGAAUUCCCUUAAAGCACAGAUGUGAAUUUUACUAUACGUAUUCUUUUCUUUGGUGUUCGUAUUCAAAACAUGAUAGGCUCAGUAAUCUAUAAGCAGUUCGUUGCUAUUAAGCUACUACGAACUCAAGUACUCAUUUGAGGCUGUAUCAUUCUAAAUUUUGAAAUAUAUCUCUGAAGUUACUAAUGUUAAUUUUCUCCUUUGAUUAUGCCACCAAUUUAUGUAUAGAAGGGAUUAAGAUUGUUU
This is a messenger RNA of Carica papaya (papaya), 793 nucleotides long. RefSeq names its product protein BUNDLE SHEATH DEFECTIVE 2, chloroplastic-like. The record is from RefSeq and is a predicted model, not a curated record. Gene Ontology annotation, molecular function: protein folding chaperone. Lineage: Eukaryota; Viridiplantae; Streptophyta; Magnoliopsida; Brassicales; Caricaceae. Gene Ontology annotation, cellular component: protein folding chaperone complex; chloroplast stroma.